Molecule: messenger RNA, 3243 nt
Organism: Oncorhynchus nerka (sockeye salmon)
Lineage: Eukaryota; Metazoa; Chordata; Actinopteri; Salmoniformes; Salmonidae
Product: oocyte zinc finger protein XlCOF6-like
Exons: 2
Coding region: 705-1544 (279 amino acids)
Biological process (GO): regulation of transcription by RNA polymerase II
Cellular component (GO): nucleoplasm
Molecular function (GO): DNA-binding transcription repressor activity, RNA polymerase II-specific; RNA polymerase II cis-regulatory region sequence-specific DNA binding
Source: RefSeq, a predicted model, not a curated record
UCACAUUGAAAGAAGAGGAGGAGAAAGCUAUCACAUUGAAAGAAGAAGAAGAUGAGAAAUAUAUCACAUUGAAAGAAGAAGAAGAGGAGAAAGAUAUCACAUUGAAUGAAGAAGAAGAGGAGAAAGAUAUCACAUUGAAUGAAGAAGAAGAGAAAGAUAUCACAUUGAAAGAAGAAGAAGAUGAGAAAUAUAUCACAUUGAAAGAAGAAGAAGAGGAGAAAGAUAUCACAUUGAAUGAAGAAGAAGAGAAAGAUAUCACAUUGAAUGAAGAGGAGAAAGAUAUCACAUUGAAUGAAGAGGAGAAAGAUAUCACAUUGAAUGAAGAGGAGAAAGAUAUCACAUUGAAUGAAGAGGAGGAGAAAGAUAUCACAUUGAAAAAAGAAGAUGAUGUGAAAGAUGAGGAAGAAGCUUUCAGGGUGGAGGGGGAGGAUGAAGAGAAGGAGACUGGAGAUCUGAUUAACACCAAGGAGAGACCAGACUCUCACAGCGGGAAGAGUCCUUCAGAAGAAGCAGCCCCAAAGACAUCCAAACCAGUAAGACCACAUGACUGCUCCCAGUGUGGGAAGAGAUUUAUCAGGUUAGGGCACCUGAAAGAACAUAAGAAAACACACACAGGAGAGAACCCUUUCUACUGCUCCCAGUGUGGAAAGAGUUUUAGACACUCAGGCCAUCUUAAAGUGCAUGCAAGAAAACACACUGGAGAGAUGCCAUAUCAAUGCUCCCAGUGCGAUUUUUUCUUUUACUCAUCAGGGGUCCUUAAAUCACAUGAGAGAACACACUUAGGAGAGAGGCCAUUCCAAUGCUCUCAGUGUGGAAAGAGUUUUACCCGGUCAGGGAAUCUGAAUAUGCAUUUGAGAACACACACAGGGGAGAAGCCUUUCCACUGCUCCCUGUGUGGAAAGAGUUUUACCUGGUUAGGGAACUUGAAAAUGCAUGAGAGAAUGCACACAGGAGAGAAGCCUUUCCACUGCUCCCUGUGUGGAAAAAGGUUUACCUAUUUAGUGACACUGAAGAAGCAUGAGUUGACACACACAGGGGAGAAGCCUUUCCAAUGCUCCAAAUGUGGAAAGAGUUUUACCCAGUUAGUGAACCUGAAAAGGCAUGAAGGAACACACACAGGAGAGAAGCCUUUCCACUGCUCCUUGUGUGGUAAGCGUUUUACCCAGUUAGUGAACCUGAAAAGGCAUGAAAGAACACACACUGGAGAGAAGCCAUAUCAAUGCUCCCAGUGUGGAAAUACAUUUUUCUCAUCACGUGACCUGAAAUCACAUGAGAAAACACACUUAUCAGAGAGGCAUUUCCAAUGUUCUCAGUGUGGAAAGAGUUUUACCCGGUUAGGGAACCUGAAUAGGCAUUUGAGAACACACACAUGGGAGAAGCCCUACCACUGCUUAGACUGUGGAAAGAGCUUUACCCAGCAAGGGGACCUGAAAUCACAUGAGCGGACACACACAGGAGAUAAGCCUUUCCAAUGUUCCCAGUGUGGAAAGAGUUUUACCCAGUUAGUGAACCUGAAAAGGCAUGAAGGAACACACACAGGAUAGAAGCCUUUCCAAUGUUCUCAUUGUGGAAAUACAUUUUCCCAGUAAGAGGACCUGCAAUCACAUGAGAGAAUAGAGAGGCUGUGUGUUGACAUACAGUACCAGUCAAACGUUUGGACACGCCUACUCAUUCAAGGAUUUUCUUUAUUUUUACUGGCAGAGCUUGAAAGGAUCUGCAGUGAAGAAUAGGAGAAACUCCCCAAAUACAGGUGUGCCAAAGGUACUUCAACAAAGUACUGAGUAAAGGGUCUGAAUAUUUUUGUAAAUGUAAUAUAUUUUUUUGUGUGUGUAGAUUUGAUGAGGGGAAAAGUUGGUUGAGAGAAUGCCAAGAGUGUGCAAAUCUGUCAUCAAGGCAAAGGGUGGCUACUAUGAAGAAUGUCAAAUAUAUAAUAUAUUUGGAUUUGUUUAACACGUUUUUGGUUACUACAUGAUUCCAUAUGUGUUAUUUCAUAGUUUUGAUGUCUUUACUAUUAUUAUACAAUGUAGAAAAUAGUUUUAAAAAAAUAAAGAAAAACCCUUGAAUGAGUAGGUGUGUCAACAGUUUUGACUGGUACUGUAUACAAUUGAAGUCAGAAGUUUACAUACACUUAGGUUGGAAUCAUUAAAACUCGUUUUUCAACCACUCCACAAAUUUCUUGUUAACAAACUAUAGUUUUGACAAGUAAUUAGGACAUCUACUUUGUGCAUGAAAGUUUUUGGAGAAACGUCUUCUGGUCUGAGGAAACAAAAAUAGAACUGUUUGGCCAUAAUGACCAACGUUAUGUUUGGAGGAAAAAGGGGGAGGCUUGCAAGCCGAAGAACACCAUCCCAACCGUGAAGCACGGGGGUGGCAGCAUGUUGUGUGGGCGCUUUGCUGUAGGAGAGACUGGUGCACAACACAAAAUAGAUGGCAUCACGAGGUAGGAAAAUGAUGUGGAUAUAUUGAAGCAACAUCUCAAGACAUCAGUCAGGAAGUUAAAGCUUGUUCGCAAAUGGGUAUUCCGAAUGGACAAUGACCCCAAGCAUACAUCCAAUGUUGUGACAAAAUGGCUUAAGGACAACAAAGUCAAGGUAUUGGAGUAGCCAUCACAAAGCCCUGACAUCAAUUCUACAGAAAAUGUGUGGGCUGAACUGAACAAGCAUGUGUGAGCAAGGAGGCCUGUACAAACCUGACUCAGUUACACCAGCUCUGUCAGGAGGAAUGGGCCAAAAUUCGCCGAACUGAUUGUGGGAAGCUUGUGGAAGGCUCCCCGAAACGUUUGACCCAAGUUAAACAAUUUAAAGGCAAUGCUACCAAAUACUAAUUGAGUGAAUGUAAACUUCUGACCCACUGGGGAUGUGAUGAUAUUAUUCUGACAUUUCACAUUCUAACAAUAAAGUGGUGAUCCUAACUGACCUAAAACAGGGGAUUUUUACUUGGAUUAAAUGUCAGGAAUUGUGGAAAAACUGAUUUUAUUUGGCUGAGGUGUAUGUAAACUUCUGACUUCAACUGUAUAUUUUAUAUAUUUUUACUAAGAAUUUGUGUUUUUUGGUUUGUAUGUAUGAAACUCAAAAAUAUGCCUUACAUUUGUUGUUUUUUUCUUCUCAAGACAUGUUUUUAAUUAUGAGUUUUGAUUGAUUGUGUUCAUGUAUAAACACUUCGAUGUUUAUUGUAUGAUUUGGAUAUUGGUCUUUCAAAAUGUAAAUACUUUUCCAGAUGAAUAAAAUGCGUUUCUUGUUUCUA